CUUCCAACUGGGGUCUUGUACUGGUUCUUCCUGGGUCCCCGCGUCACCUCCUUCGGUCCAGGCCUGCCAUCCGCACCCUGGCCCAAGGCCAUCGGUUCCUGCUCUGUCAGGCCCUGGUCGCGCCUUCCAGCUGCUGUGUGCGCUUUUAACCCUUGGCUGAUGGGUACGUGACAUCUGACGUUCCAGGGCCCAGGAUGAGGAGGAGCUUAGCUCCCAGCCAGCUGGCCAGGAGGAAACCGGAAGGCAAGUCCUCUGAUGAUGAAGACUGGCAUCCUGGAGCAGCAGCGGAAGCAUUUAUUCGAAGCAUUUUGUCAAAGCCUUUCAAAGUUCCUAUUCCAAAUUAUCAAGGUCCCCUGGGUUCUCGAGCAUUGGGCCUGAAAAGAGCUGGGGUCCGCCGGGCCCUCCAUGACCCCCUGGAGGAAGGUGCCUUAGUCCUGUAUGAGCCUCCUGCACUGAGUGCCCAUGACCAGCUGAAGCUUGACAAGGAAAAACUCCCUGUCCAUGUGGUUGUUGAUCCUAUUCUCAGUAAGGUUUUACGACCUCAUCAGAGAGAGGGAGUGAAGUUCCUGUGGGAGUGUGUCACCAGUCGGCGCAUCCCUGGCAGUCAUGGCUGCAUCAUGGCAGAUGAGAUGGGCCUGGGGAAGACACUCCAGUGCAUCACAUUGAUGUGGACACUUUUGCGCCAGAGUCCAGAUUGCAAGCCAGAAAUUGACAAAGCAGUGGUGGUCUCACCCUCCAGCCUGGUGAAGAACUGGUACAAUGAGGUUGGGAAAUGGCUUGGAGGGAGGAUCCAACCUCUGGCCAUUGAUGGAGGAUCCAAAGAUGAGAUAGACCGAAAGCUGGAAGGAUUUAUGAACCAGCGUGGAGCUAGAGUCCCUUCUCCCAUCCUCAUCAUUUCCUAUGAGACCUUCCGCCUGCACGUCGGAGUCCUUCAGAAAGGCAAUGUUGGACUGGUCAUUUGUGAUGAGGGACACAGGCUCAAGAACUCUGAGAAUCAGACUUACCAGGCUUUGGAUAGCUUGAAUACUAGUCGGCGGGUGCUCAUCUCUGGAACCCCCAUCCAGAAUGAUUUGCUUGAAUAUUUCAGUUUAGUACAUUUUGUGAAUUCCGGCAUCCUAGGACUGGCCAAAAAAAAAUAAUCUUCCCUGUCUGUCUUACCCUGCCGCCGCCCUCGCCGCCCCUCUCCCGCCAAAGGACAACAGUUUUACUAGCCUUUUGUCCUAUUUUCUAGGUGUCUCAUACGGAGGACAUCUGAUAUACUUUCUAAAUAUCUGCCUGUGAAGAUUGAACAAGUGGUUUGUUGCAGACUGACACCCCUUCAAGCUGAGUUAUACAAGAGAUUCUUGAGACAAGCUAAGCCAGCAGAAGAACUGCAUGAGGGCAAGAUGAGCGUAUCUUCACUUUCUUCCAUUACCUCAUUAAAGAAGCUUUGUAAUCAUCCAGCUCUCAUCUAUGACAAGUGUGUGGCAGAGGAAGAUGGCUUUGAGGGUGCAUUAGACAUCUUCCCCCCUGGUUAUAGCUCUAAGGCUCUAGAGCCACAGCUGUCAGGUAAGAUGCUGGUUCUGGAUUACAUUCUGGCAGUGACCCGAAGCAGCAGCAGUGACAAAGUAGUGCUGGUGUCUAAUUAUACCCAGACGUUGGAUCUCUUUGAGAAGCUCUGCCGAGUCCGAAGGUAUUUGUAUGUCCGCCUGGAUGGCACAAUGUCCAUUAAGAAGCGAGCCAAAGUUGUAGAGCGUUUCAACAGUCCAUCGAGUCCUGAUUUUGUUUUCAUGCUAAGCAGCAAAGCUGGAGGCUGUGGCCUUAAUCUCAUUGGGGCUAACCGGCUGGUCAUGUUUGACCCUGACUGGAACCCGGCCAAUGAUGAACAAGCCAUGGCCCGAGUCUGGCGUGAUGGUCAAAAGAAGACUUGCUAUAUUUACCGCCUACUGUCUGCAGGAACAAUUGAGGAGAAGAUCCUCCAACGGCAGAGUCACAAGAAGGCACUGAGCAGCUGUGUGGUGGAUGAAGAACAGGAUGUAGAGCGUCACUUCUCUCUGGGUGAAUUGAAGGAGCUGUUUACUCUGGAUGAGGCCAGCCUCAGUGACACACAUGACAGGCUGCACUGCCGACGCUGUGUCAACAACCGCCAGGUCUGGCCACCCCCUGAUGGUUCUGACUGCACUUCAGACCUGGCUCAGUGGAACCAUAGUACAGAUAAGCGGGGGCUCCAGGAUGAGGUACUCAAGGCUGCUUGGGAUGCUGCCUCCACUGCUAUCACCUUCGUCUUUCAUCAGCGUUCCCAUGAGGAGCAGCGGGGCCUCCGCUAACCAGCUGGUCUCUGGUGUAGCUUGUUAGAAGAUG
Messenger RNA from Dipodomys ordii (Ord's kangaroo rat), 2340 nucleotides. It is a transcript of the gene Rad54l, whose product is annotated as RAD54-like (S. cerevisiae). The record is from RefSeq and is a predicted model, not a curated record. Gene Ontology annotation, biological process: reciprocal meiotic recombination; double-strand break repair via synthesis-dependent strand annealing. Gene Ontology annotation, cellular component: nucleus. Gene Ontology annotation, molecular function: ATP binding; ATP-dependent chromatin remodeler activity; DNA translocase activity. The transcript is spliced from 17 exons. NCBI's taxonomy places the organism in Eukaryota, Metazoa, Chordata, Mammalia, Rodentia, Heteromyidae.